AUCAGGGCUGUAGCAUUAAUAGUAUUCCGACAUGACAGAUCCGACCGCGUCUCCCGAAGACCACUGGAAACAGACAGAUGGUGCUUUCAGCGACAGCGGCUUUGACCACAGUUUCUUUGCUGAAACUGCCAGAAAGGGAUCCGUUGUGUCCAGAGCCAACAGCAUUGGUUCGACAAGUGCCUCUUCAGUACCAAACACAGAUGAUGAAGAUAGCGACUACAGACACGAGGCGUCAUAUAAAGACUCGUAUAAAGAUCGACGGAGACAAGCGCACACCCAGGCCGAGCAGAAGCGACGGGACGCAAUCAAGAAAGGCUACGACGACCUCCAGACAAUAGUGCCAACCUGCCAGCAGCAGUCUGAAUUUGCCGUGGGAGCGCAGAAGAUCAGCAAGGCGACUGUGCUGCAGAAAACGAUUGACUACAUCCAUUUUCUUCAUAAAGAAAAGAAGAAGCAAGAGGAGGAAGUUUCAGUAUUAAGGAAAGAAGUGAUGGCACUGAAGAUCAUGAAAGCGAACUAUGAGCAGAUAGUGAACGCCCAUCAGAACAACCCACAGCAGGGAGAGGAUCAGGUUUCUGACCAGGUCAAGUUCAGCAUAUUUCAGAGCAUCAUGGAUUCCCUGUUCCAGUCGUUCAGCAGUUCUGUGUCCAUGAACAGCUUCCAGGAACUCUCCGCCUGUGUUUUCAGCUGGAUCGAGGAGCACUGCAAACCACAGGUGAGGAGACAUUUUAAAUGCAGGAGAACAGACACAGGAACAAUUGUGGGCUGUGUGCGUUGUGUUGUGUUGAUCAUGAUUACCUGUCAAUUUCUUUUUAGACCUUGUUUAUCGUGUAUUUUGGAAGAGAGGCACAAUUGAAAUAACCAGAAAAUACGAUAAUAUUGCAUAGAUAACUAAAAAAAACUAAACUUUUUAACAAAACAUUUGAAAGAGUAACACAUUUUUAAAUAUGAAGAACAGAAAGUCUUCCAUUUCUACUCUGCACCUGAACCGCUGUGCUUAAGUGUCUCCAUGUACCUAAGUUAGAUGAGCGGGUAUGAACACUGGGAAAUGUUUCACUUAAAGUCAGUGACAGAGUAAUGAUUAAAAAGACUAAAUCUGCUGUUGUCAUCAUGUUUUCCACUAACUGCUUUGAUGUCGUCGAGAUUCUUUUUCCUGUGCUUCCUCUUCUUCUCCUUUCCUAGACACUGAGGGAGUUUGUGGUCGGAGUUCUGCGGCAGCUCAGCGGUCAGCUUUACUGAUGGCAGCGAAGCCUCUGGACUAAAACUCCCCUGCCUCGGACUUGUUCUGCGUCUCAGGGUGGAGCAAAUCUGCUGUUGGCCUCAGGCCACACCACAGCAUUUACUCACAUCAUCUGUGAUCCCCCCCCCUCUCCCCCUCCUGCUGGCUGCAAAUGCAUUACCUCAACCCCCAAACUGUUGACAGAGAUGAAAGGUCAUGUCGGAUUGAGCAGUUUUUGUGUUUGAGAUGGAACGUUAUGUUUUGAAUUGGCUAGUUAUUAUGGCUUAGUGAUAAAUGCGUAUCACCAAGUAGAUCCUCGAGGCUGCGGCAUGAAAGAGUUCGUAUCGAGCCAAGUUGUAUCGUUAUUACGCCUUUUCCUGUGGAAGUUAAAUACUACAGUACCACUCCCGAAAUACUCCACUACUCUUCAUAUCACUUCUCUCAGCUGUGCCGUCAGGCUUUUGUAUCACAGAGACUCGUCAAUUCAUAGCUUUAGUGACACAGACUGUGAAUCUUAAUCAACGCUGCUGCGACGAGCCAGCGGCGACGCUGAGACAUUGCAGGUAAUCACCUCUUUUAAUGUAUGAAUCACUGCUCGUGAACAGUAUAAUGACUCGGACAAUAAUUGAGCUACAGCGCACAUUGUGAAGAGAUUCUGUUCUGUUAUUAAGUUGCAGUAAUCCUACGAUACGUGUUCGUUUGGGGGGGGUGGGGGGGACGUCAGAUCAAAGUUUCCUCCUCCUCCAUCUAUGUGACUUUAAAUUCUUCACUUUUUAAAUGCCAGUGGGUUUUAAUGGCAACAUGAUAAAUGCUGUUUAUUUUGGUUUUCAGUUGUGAUCACACACGAUGUGGUGAUAAUCACAGUGGAUUCCCAGUUCCCCGUUGUCUCAGGUUUGUGUCCAUGGAGACAUUUUACCGUCAUUGCUUUAAUCACAGGGAAAAUCAUUCUUUUCUUUUUUUUUUUACCUUGUCUUGUUGCGCAACACUAUUUUAUUAUGGUUUGGUUCUUCUGCAGAUGCCAUUUGACACUCACUGGUGACUUAAUGCCCGGUUGAAUCUAAUGCAAUUAAAUACAGCAGCUCAAGAGGAUCAAGAGAAAAAAGUACAACUGAAGUUAAUUAUGUAGAGGUUUCUAAUUUACAAACAAGGCGGCAGUGGGGCAACACUACAGAGGCCAACUGCCGCAAAACACUACCACAAACACAUCAAAGUUGUCCACCGGUAAAUUAAAAUGUUGACAACAAAAUGAUUAGUUUCUUUUGACAAGCUAGAAUUCAUGGCUGAGCUCUUGUAUUGAAUUUCAGUGGAUUUUAACACGUGGGACAAUUCUUAAGAGUGAUGUGAUGAACCUGUGUAAAUGAAAAAUGAGUCUGUGUUAAUAAAAUAUGACCAAAAUGUGGUUUACAAAUAAAGAACGGAAGCUGCUUGAUUAGGGAAUAAAAUAAAAAUAGUUUGACUCAAAAUUGAAA
Molecule: messenger RNA, 2688 nt
Organism: Solea senegalensis (Senegalese sole)
Lineage: Eukaryota; Metazoa; Chordata; Actinopteri; Pleuronectiformes; Soleidae
Gene: mlx
Product: MAX dimerization protein MLX
Exons: 7
Coding region: 32-856 (274 amino acids)
Biological process (GO): regulation of transcription by RNA polymerase II
Cellular component (GO): nucleus
Molecular function (GO): protein dimerization activity; DNA-binding transcription factor activity, RNA polymerase II-specific; RNA polymerase II cis-regulatory region sequence-specific DNA binding
Source: RefSeq, a predicted model, not a curated record